Molecule: messenger RNA, 3814 nt
Organism: Mus musculus (house mouse)
Lineage: Eukaryota; Metazoa; Chordata; Mammalia; Rodentia; Muridae
Gene: Bcl2l15
Product: BCLl2-like 15
Exons: 4
Coding region: 1818-2384 (188 amino acids)
Biological process (GO): regulation of apoptotic process
Source: RefSeq, a predicted model, not a curated record
UAAGUUUACUAUUUUGAACUAGCCCUGAGAAUACUAGCUCUGAUCUGGCAAACUGAGAUGCCUGAUUACUGACUGUCAGCACUGGGGCAUUUCCUCUGGAUGAAUAUCAUUCUUAAAAAAUUCCAAGCCCAGGGUCAGCUAAAGGACUGCCUAGGACAUUGGUGAAGGCCAGACAGUAGAGUUCAACCUGAUUUAGGUUUUAGUAAAAUCAUUUCUUGGAGGCACCUAUAAUAAAAUACUGAAAGAACAUACACAGACCCAUUCACUGACUAAUGCAGGGACAGGUUUGGAGCAUUCCUGCCAAGGUUCCAGGAGCCUGAGUUUCCGUGAAACUCUUUGCCUCAGGACGGCGUCCAAGCCUUCAGGCGUCCAAGCCUUCAGGCCUGUCACGCAGACUUCACUCGAGUGGGUGUGGCAUCCGUCUAUCUGUCUGUCUAUAUUUGUUCUUUUGUUCAUUCAUUCAUUCAUUUAGAAUGGGCAGAAAAUAGAAUAUUGCUUCUGACUAUGUUGCAGGAUAGAAAUCCCAUUCUGAAUAACUGACCUACUGUUGAUGCUUGAAUUUCUUACUGUUACAAUUGAAGCUGUUUAUUUUACUGGAAAAGAGAAAUGUGGGUGUUAGGUUUGCUGGUAGGUUAGAAUGAUGUAUCUGAGACCCAGACCACAAAGUCUCUCCAGCUAGAGGCUGCCUUAUUAAUGAAGCCAAGCCCAGAUUUGAGAAUAGGGCACCGCUGUGCUUGAAGGAAUGGGAAUCUGGGCAAAAGAGAAAUAUUUUCAAAUCUUAUUUUCUGUGUUUUUGAGACAGGGUUUCUCUGUGCAGCCCUGGCUGUUCUGGAACUCACUCUGUAGAUCAGGCAGCCACUGCAGGCGAGUGUUCAAGCCUGAGUUCUCCUAAAAACAAUAAUGAAGUUUAAUACUUCAGGACAAACUUCUUGUUAAAGAAUGAAUCACGGUUUCCUGAUUACUAAGCUUUGAGCUAAACAAAGGAUAUUUACCAUUUGCCACAUACCAGACAUUGUCAGAUCAUUUCAGAUAGUGUUAUCUUAAUUUGUAUAAUUUCCCUUUGAAAUAUCUUGUUACUUUAAUUACUCAAAUGCCCAACCAGGGUUUUUCCUCCACUGUCCUGGCCUUUAUCUUUGCCAGCCUUCCACGAGUCUUAGUCCUUUACUUAUUUUAUUUUAUGUUAGUUUUGCCUAAUAAAUCCCUAGCCUCAGAUGUCACUACUGUAAGGCAGCUUCCCCAGCCUAUUGGCUUUUGUCCUCUCCUCAUCCACCGUAUCUCAAGGGCACAAGAAGCUCUGUGAUUUGUCAGUAGCUGCCAUUUCUGCUGAAAUGUACACUUCACAAGGAGCCAUGCCUGUGUCAUUUUCUGUGUUGUCUAUAGUGCCAAGUAUAGUCUUCUACAUACAAAUGUUCAGUAAAUAAUUUGUCUAAUUGUGCCAAAGGGAUGCCCAAGUCAGAAGUUGACCUCUGGUAUCUCACCUCCCUUGAAAUUACAUCAGUUACAGAACCUAGCAGGAAGUAUUUCUUAAAUUACUCAAGAGAACCUUCUUCAAUUCAUUACAAUUGCUCAACUUACCUCUUCAGUUUAUUUCAGCUAUAGAUAGUUUAUCUGUAAGAGCUAUCCAUUACUCUUACAUACUGGCAAGGGUGUGGUUCUGAGAUAAGGAACUGCAAAGUCUUUGUCAUCCCCUUUGAGCAGUUUCAUUUGGAAAGUUAAUGGGAACUAUUUUAGGACAUAUCCAAUUAGGAAGCAAUAAGAGGUAGGCAGCCACAACUGGUUUGCCAGGUUCUCUAACUUCCUGCUAAGCUUUGUGGAGAAUGUCUAAAAUGAAAAACCCUCGGACUUUUGAGGAGCAAACAGAAUGCAUCGUGAAUUCUCUACUCAAAGACUUCAGGACCCCACUAUCCCACGCUGCUAACCGGAACCUAUCGGGUGCAGAUGAACCAUGCUCAGGAGAGGAUUACUCUUUUGAUGUGGCUAUCAUUGUUGGCCGCCUUCGAAUACUGGGUGAUCAGUUCAAUGGAGAGCUGGAAGCUUCUGCCAAUAAUAUCAUUGCGGUAACCAUUGGAGGACAGGCAGGAAGUACUGUACUCAACGACACAGUACAGUCUCUCAGCAGAACCUGGUGCACUCAGGAUCCUACUUUAGUUUUUGAACGAGCCUUUUUGGCAGUAUCAGUAAAACUUCUUGAAUAUGUGGUCCGUAAGGCUCCAAACGUGGCAAGACAGGUGGCUAACUACGUGACGGGCAUGAUCAACGGGAACACAGCCAUCCGCGAGUUUAUCCAGGGCCAGGGAGGAUGGAUGACAUAUCCAACCUUGUGCUGCCUGAGACUCCAUGGCAUAAUGAGAGGAACGGAUGGACAGCUCCAACUCACAAGUUGAUGGAGGAUGCCAGAGGGAAAGAUCAUUCUCUCAUUCUCAACAACUGGCAGGACUCUGGUGUCAUGGUAACUGGCUGUCACCAGGCUACUCAUCUGGGGUCCCACAAAACUUUCUGAGUUGCUCAGACCAAGGUAUGUUAUACCUAGCCUAUAAGAAUGAGACAUUCCUAUAGAAUGGGAAGUCUCAGUCAGGUGCCAGGUUGGUGCUCAAGUAAAUCCAAAGCAGAGAGCCCUUACCCAAGAAGGAGUCCAAGUGAGAGACCAACACUUGAUCAAACAUUGGGAAAACUGACUUCAGCAAGAUCUGACCUUCAAGGGGAGGAUAAAAGUACUUGCUAAUUUUUAUAGAUGCCUUUUCCUGCCUGAACUGAAACUGCUCAAAUUGUAGCUUAAUAUCUCCUCCAGAAGCUGGUCCCCUAUUUUGACCUCCCCCUAGCAAUGGGGUCCAACUUUCAUAGUCAAAACCUCUUAAUUAAUAGCUUUAGACUUAGAUCAAAAAUGUCAUUGUGCUUAUAGACCUCAGAAUUCUGGGCAGGUUAAAAACAAAACAAAGCACAACAACAACAACAAAAAUAGGACAUUAAAAAUACCCUGACAAAAUUCUCCCUAGAGUCCAGUGGAGGGUGAGUAGAUGUCCUUCCUUUGUUGUGCUUCAAGUCUGCUGCUCCCCAUAGAAAAAGGGAUUUACCCACUAUGAGAUUAUGUCUGGAAGACUUCCCAGGCAAUCAGCAGAAUUCUCUAAACAUUCCUUUCUCAAGUCACAACAGGCCUUUCAGUUCUCCAUACAGGCUAUUCAUUGGACUCUCUGAGAGACUCAGCCAACCUCCGAGUCCACCACCAGUCUCCCCUUGUUCAAGUCCAGUGCAUCAUCUGAGUUAAGUGGGUAGCCAAAGGGGAGCUGGAACCAACUUGGAAAGGCGACCACAUGAUGACUCUCUCCACUCCUAUAGCUGUGAGGGUAGAAGGAUCCACAGAUCCAUCACACCCAGGUAAGAAAGCAGGAGUCGCAGAAGCCACAGUUGCUGCUGCUGAAAGAUCCUGGCAGAAUGUAAAAGGACACGGAAGCCCUGAAAUUGGCAAGAUAGACGUCAGUGUUAGCAGAACUAGCUUCACUGAUUUAGAAAAAUAGAGGUGCACAAUGCUCUGGCCACUCCUCGAACCUGUGUGUCUGCCAAUGUUCUGACCAGGUGUGUGCCCAUUGCUGCACCUUCAUUAGACUCUUUCCUUGUACCCCUCCCAUACCCAUUUCUUGAGAAUAGACAUUGUUUAGAUCUGGAAAUCCCCUACUCUCCCCCUUCUCCUUUCCUCCCUGAGGGCCUAUAAAAACUGGGAACUCUUUCCCCUCGAGGACGACUUCUCUACCCCUGCGUGGGAUAUGAGUCGUCCCCAGAGCUCUGGCUUUCCCCGAAUAAAGCCUCACGUGGUUUGCAA